Alternaria postmessia is the source of this 1041-nucleotide messenger RNA. RefSeq lists its product as uncharacterized. NCBI's taxonomy places the organism in Eukaryota, Fungi, Ascomycota, Dothideomycetes, Pleosporales, Pleosporaceae. The transcript has 5 exons. The record is from RefSeq and is a predicted model, not a curated record. The coding region runs from base 1 to 1041 and encodes 346 amino acids.
AUGAAGCUCGCCGCUGCUGGGGCCCUUAUGCUCUUUGCUCGCUCAGUCAUGGGCAAAGGCUGUCCCGAUGGCCAGAUUGGUGUUGGCACCGUACAGACCUGUUUGAUCGUCAACAACAUGCAGACUCAGUGCUCCGCAACGCAGGGUGUCGUCUUUGGAGAAGGCAACUGCGACCAAGCCGAUAUCGAGAACAUGUUCCAGAAGGACGGAUAUUGUCAGCCUAGAACUUUCCUUCAUGGUGCCAAGGUUUUCUGCGAAGACGAUGAUAUGACCUUACUGUUGCGAGAAGAUGUAGGGCUGAAUACGUCACUCAAGUGUUGCCGCGGCCAAGACGCACUGGUCGUCAUCUCGCUGGAUGCGGAGGAUGUGUCUGAAGGGACAACAGGCGAAGAAGAUGAUGAUGAGCUCACAGCCUCUGGGGUAACAGCUGGAUCUGAUGAGAUUGACGUGAUACUGCUUGACAUCUCUGCCGAGCUGUACGAUGUGGAUGAUAUAUCCGUCAAGGACGAAGAUGAUGACGGAAGCACAGAAGUGACAGUGACCAACGACGCACUGUGUUGGGUGGAAGAAGGCGCGGUACUUGAGGAAGAUACAGCUUUGCAAUCGCCGAACCCUUUCUGGCAGCAAUUACCCCACUUACUUCCUUUGCAGGUCUGUCCGCCGAAAGUAGCUCCACAUCUGGCAUUAGUGGAGACUCGCUGCGAAGUGGCAGAGGCGCUGAUUAUCGGUUGGGUGGUUGUUGUAGAUGGAAGUACCAAGAUACUCGAAGGCCCGGCCGGUGUAGCCUUGCAGGAGCCAAACUUAGUCUGGCAACCCGAUCCGCAGUACGCAUUGCUAUUACCACAAUACCCAUACUGGGAGCAGCAGUUGCCAAACACACUACCCAAACAGGUCUGGCUUGAACCGACGCCACAUUUGCCGUUGGUCGAGGUCUUCAGUUUCGAAGGCGUGGGCGAGGAAGACGAUGUAGGGGGUUGUUUCGAUGGGGAAGAGGACGUUGAGCAAGAGCCGAAGCCUGACUGGCAUCCCUUAGAGAUGUAG